Malaya genurostris is the source of this 1126-nucleotide messenger RNA. RefSeq names its product elongin-B (gene EloB). The coding region runs from base 284 to 640 and encodes 118 amino acids. The transcript is spliced from 3 exons. Lineage: Eukaryota; Metazoa; Arthropoda; Insecta; Diptera; Culicidae. Gene Ontology annotation, biological process: transcription elongation by RNA polymerase II. Gene Ontology annotation, molecular function: protein binding. The record is from RefSeq and is a predicted model, not a curated record. Gene Ontology annotation, cellular component: elongin complex; VCB complex.
AUACACAUUGAAAUCCUUCAAAUUUCAACCCACCAACACACAUCGACAUCAUCCUCAGCGAUAGUAAGCGAAAUCGAAGUGGUCAUCGGGAGCAAAAGUGAUUCUAAGGAACUCUUUUGAAAAAUAAAACUGAUCGGUCCAUUGUUGUGUGUUGCCGGUUGAUCUGGGAAUAUUCUGUGUUUCGAUAAACAGGAAUUCGCUUGUAGACAGACAAUACACAUCUGGCGCUAAGUCUUGGAUAUCUCAGAUAAAGAUUCCGGCAGAGGAGCAUUAUUAGUUAAAAAUGGACGUCUUCAUGAUGAUCAGACGGAAGAAGACAACGAUAUUCACCGACGCCAAAGAAACGACACCUGUUUAUGAGCUUAAACGAAUGAUCGAAGGAAUAUUAAAAGUACCUCCCCGGGACCAACGUCUAUACAACAAGGAUAAUCAGCUAAUGGAGGACGAGCGAACACUACAGGAUUGUGGCAUCACGGUCACCACGGCUAAAGCGCAGUGUCCUGCCCAGCUUGGUCUGGCAAUACGAGACAAUGGCGGCGACUUUGAAUCGCUUGAAAUGACACCCUACUCGCUACCACCGGAUCUACCGGAUGUGAUGAAGAACCAGGACGCAGCAAAUGGGCAGGAUCAACUUGCCUAAUAAAAUUUCCACAAUGAAUGAUUAUUCAUUUUUAUAUUGCAAAUCUUUGCUCACCACUGUGCACGCAAGUCCAUGUUCUGUACGAUUGUUCCUGCUUCUAUAUUCAGCUUAACUUUCAAUUUAUCCUGACGGUGGUUUUUAGAUUGUUGCAUUUCUUAAGAUCAAAUGGGCAAAUUGAACAAACAGGGAAAUUAGUUCUCACUCAUCUAAACUUGGAAAUAAACUUAUAGACUUAUAGUACAUCAACUUUGUUAUAUAACUGAGCACUGUGGUUCGGUUUCUCUAUGUUCGUAGCAACACCCUACAAUUCAAAUCCGGUCGAUACCUUUGUUGGAAUGUGCAGCAUUGUAUGUUCGAUGGACUUAAUUCAAUGGGAAAAGAAGAAAUGGAUUUUUCAACUGUUAGACGUUUUGAUUAUUUUUAUUUUUACAUUUUUAAUCAAAUCAAUUUCAGAAUUCAAUAAAGAUUAUUGUUUGAUUGGGGGAA